AUCUGACCCAAUCCCCAUCCGCUCUCCCCUUGACGAACCUCUGACUGGUGGUCAACGGCCCGUCGUGUCGGGGGCCCUACGGCUCAAGCUUCCGGGUUGGGCUCGCGACGGCGCCCACGAGCUGGAUGCCUUCCUGCCUCGACCGUCGUAAGUCGACUUGACUGCUAUCGCGCCCUCCCUCUCCCUCCAGUGGGCGGUCGCGGUUUCUUCGCAAGUUAGCAGAGGAUCAGACCUCUGACUAGGUGGGAGGCAUCCCGAGAUCGGCGGUGGCAGUGUCCUGGCUCUGGCGACGACUCCCUGGGAUCACGACGUGUCUGUCGUCCGAGUCCUUUUUUUAACCCAUGGUCCGCGGGCCCACCCAGGGAAAGGAAAGGGCGGAAGGAGGGCGCGCUCCUCACGUUGGGACGGAGCACGGCCUCGGAUAGGAACCUAGCCUGUCGGUCCUGCGAACCCAGGUACUGGGACUGGUACCCAGGAGGGGAUUUAACUAUGGUUCUGACAUGGCCGUACGGAGGGCAACUCCGUGCUUAAAUCCUGGCCUGCAGUCGCCGGCUCAGUCCUACUUUGUGACGCUGCCCGCUGGCAAACCGGCAGACGGCCUGGCUAUCCUUCGCAUACCGCAAAGCCGUGGUUCGCGGAUGAUCAUCACGGCAACCUCAGCGCCUACGGGCCUGGAGGGCUUCCGGUUUGGUUGGGUUGGGCUCCCCAGCAGUGACGGAUGGAUGACUGGCGAUGACUGGCGGUUGACGGGAUCUGAAAGUCAACGAGCAGCAGGGUCAACGGCCUGAUUGGACGUCCGGGGAGGAUCUUAUUGCUAUUCUUAUUCUCUUCACCGAUGACCGAUGAGAACGAGGAUGGCGUCCGUGCUGCUCCCCUGAGACGAUCCAUUCGUUUUGCUCGGAGGCGCAUUCCCGCCAGUAGGGUGCCGACGCCAUACACAGUAUCUCCGGAAGGCAAUCAAUCAUGUCAUACCCAUACGUCGUCCUCCAGCGAGGGGGGGGGGGAGAUAUGUUUACUUUUUUUCUCCCUUUCCCCUCCGACGGGACAAAGGCAACAUCAUCAACCUCGUUCUGACGAUCGACUUCGGAAUCCCGCCUCCGGAUCGCGACCAUUGGAGGAGCCACAUGGAAGCACGAGGCC
This is a messenger RNA of Aspergillus heteromorphus CBS 117.55, 1140 nucleotides long. RefSeq lists its product as uncharacterized. The transcript has a single exon. The coding region runs from base 501 to 788 and encodes 95 amino acids. Lineage: Eukaryota; Fungi; Ascomycota; Eurotiomycetes; Eurotiales; Aspergillaceae. The record is from RefSeq and is a predicted model, not a curated record.